AUUGGGCUGGCCCAUUAUGGUUUUGGAGUGCCAACUUGCGGGCCCAAAUUCACACCCUCUCCCACCUCCGUCGAGACCCGAGACUCAAGAGACCUCGUCCUUCCCCUCCCGGUGCCCAUUUUCUCCCAACGUCCCGCCGCCGCCCCGAGUCGACACAGUCCUUAACUCGUCAUUCUUCUCCAAAGCACCCAUCGGCCGCCGCCACUCUCGAUGCAGUAGUAGCCAUCACUCGCAGCCUCAUUACCUCUGCCUCUUAGCCAGUCGUAUCGCCUCCCGCCGCCCUGCUUCCCAUCUCCUCCUCCGGCCUCCCAUCUCGCUCACUGCAAGUUUUCUAAUUCCACAGGGAUAGUAAUCACUAAUCAAGCAUGUUGUUGGCAAGACUUUUCGGGAGAAGGCUCUUUGCUGCUGCUGCUCAUUCUGAAACUUAUUCAACAACAGCAGCUGCUGCUGGUGCUACAACGGCUAGGUCUGGGCAUAAUCCUCUUGAGGAAUUCUUUGAGAAAGAUAGGAUCCAAGAUGACGAUAAGCCUAUCGUAUAUGGUCGAAGUUGGAAAGCUUCUGAACUGCGGUUGAAGUCUUGGGAUGAUUUACAGAAGCUAUGGUAUGUCCUUCUAAAGGAGAAAAACAUGCUGAUGACUCAACGUCAGAUGCUUCAUUCUCAAAACUUGAGAUUUCCUAAUCCCGAGCGCUUGCCAAAGGUGAGGAAGUCAAUGUGUCGCAUCAAGCAAGUGCUCACCGAGAGGGCAAUUGAAGAGCCCGAUCAAAGGAGGUCUGCGGAGAUGAAGAGAAUGCUUUCAUCUCCAUUCCACAAAUCCUCCCCGGAGAUGGGUUUCAUCAGCUCGUCUCCAGCAACACUUGUUCUUCUUUUACUGGUGAUAAGCAGCUGCUGCUUCUCCUCAACAAUCGACGCCGGCGGCAUACCCUCGACUCUGGAUGGACCAUUCAAGCCUGUCACCAUCCCUCUGGACACAAGCUUCCGCGGCAACGCCGUCGACUUGCCGCCCACCGACCCUCGAGUGCAGAGGAAUGUCACGGGCUUCGUUCCUGAGCAGAUUUCCGUCUCCCUCUCUGCCACCCAUGACUCCGUUUGGAUUUCUUGGAUCACAGGGGAUUUCCAAAUUGGGGAGGAGAUUCAGCCAUUGGACCCCAAAACUGUAGCGAGCAUGGUGAAAUAUGGAACCACCAACUCGUCAUUGAACAAUGUAGCUAAUGGGAAUUCCCUUGUUUACAGUCAGCUGUACCCUUUCGAAGGACUCCAGAACUACACCUCUGGAAUCAUCCACCAUGUUCGUCUUCAAGGGUUGAAUCCGAGCACCACUUACUUCUACCAAUGCGGCGACCCUUCCAUAUCAGCGAUGAGCGAUGUACAUUCGUUCACCACGAUGCCAGCUUCGUCCUCGCAGAGCUACCCUACCAGAAUUGCCAUCGUGGGAGACCUGGGUCUCACUUACAACACCACUUCCACAGUUGACCAUAUGGCCUCCAACAAUCCUGAUCUCAUCCUGCUGGUUGGAGACGUCAGUUAUGCCAACCUGUACCUCACGAAUGGAACCGGCGCAGAUUGCUACACCUGUGCCUUCCCCGAUAGUCCGAUCCACGAAACCCAUCAGCCUCGUUGGGACUACUGGGGGAGGUACAUGCAGCCGGUGAUCUCCAGGGUCCCGAUCAUGGUGAUCGAAGGGAACCACGAACUAGAAACGCAGGUUAAGAAGAAGGUGUUCGAGUCUUACAGCGCUCGAUUCGCAUUCCCUUCGGAAGAGAGCAAAUCACACUCCACGAUGUAUUACUCUUUCAAUGCCGGAGGGAUUCAUUUCUUGAUGCUCGGUUCCUACAUUGGUUACCACAAGAAAUCACAUCAGCACAAGUGGUUGAAGAAAGAUCUGGCUAGCGUCGACCGAAAGGUGACACCCUGGGUCGUGGCGACAUGGCACGCGCCUUGGUACAGCAGCUACGCCGCGCAUUACAGAGAGGCAGAGUGCAUGAAGGUCGCAAUGGAAGACUUGCUUUACAAGCACGGGGUCGAUAUGGUCUUCAAUGGACAUGUACAUGCCUACGAGAGAUCGAACCGCGUCUACAACUACGAGCUCGAUCCUUGCGGACCGGUUUACAUAACCGUGGGCGACGGUGGGAACCGAGAGAAGAUGGCGAUCCCACAUGCUGACGAGCCUGGUAACUGUCCUGACCCGGCCACGACACCGGACCAGAUCAUGGGAGGUUUCUGUGCGUUCAACUUCACUUCAGGACCGGCGAAAGGCAGCUUCUGUUGGGACCGACAGCCGGAUUACAGUGCGUAUAGAGAAUCGAGCUUCGGCCAUGGCAUUCUGGAGGUGAAGAACGAGACUCAUGCGCUGUGGACAUGGCACCGGAAUCAGGACAUGUAUAGUUCUCCAGGGGAUCAGCUUUACAUUGUCAGGCAGCCAGAGAAGUGCCCCGUUAAAGCUAAGAGGAGGUCGAGAUUGGACAACCCCAAGAAUCAAAGUUAGAAGCUUUUUCGUUGGAUCUAUCAUUCCUUCUGUGACCACAUAAUAAUUUGUUUCCCCUUUCUAAGCCCUUAUCCCUCUUAGGGCACAAUAAUUCUACAAUGUAUCCCAUUCAAUUCAUUAGCCAUAGUAAUGUUGUGCAACUUUCUUAUAUUAAAUUCGAG
Linum tenue is the source of this 2644-nucleotide messenger RNA. NCBI's taxonomy places the organism in Eukaryota, Viridiplantae, Streptophyta, Magnoliopsida, Malpighiales, Linaceae. The record is from the annotation of a GenBank genome assembly.